AGCCGCCCUGUCUGCUCACUGGCUGCUCAGCCUUUACCGCAUGAGAGUCCGUUCACAGGUCUGACAGCCGGGACCGAUCACCGGCCACUAGGCGACUGGACAUCUCAGUGUGCGGAGAUAACGGUAACGGGACCGGGAGAACUCAGUGGGGACUUUACGCACGGAUGCGUAUUGGUGAAGCGAUGGAAUACAUUGAAAGGACUCGGACACUGUGAAAGUUGCAUUUUGUUUCCGAGCCAGACAUGGGGACGCAAAUGAAAACACAGUUAACCACAAUAAAGUCGCGCAUAAUUCCCGCCUGGGUCUGAGGUGCAGCGGAGGAUGACACGUGCACCCCAUGGCGAGGAGCCACGCGUUGUUCCACCUUCGGCAUCUUUGAAGAUUCGCUCAAAGCUUCUGCUACCGUGACUGUCUGCCUCCUGCUCUGCAAACAGAGGUCACUGUCCUGCUCGCUGCCAUCACCAGUCGCUGACUGUGGCUGCAGAAACAGUGCAUUUGUUGCGCUCCUGUGUAUCUUUGCACCAGUGAGGACUGCGGCAAAAAAACACACCCGGACAACUGGAGCACACAGGUAAAGCCUCUGCAGCCAUAGUGAAUUAAGCUGCGUCUACCAUUCAGCUCACCUUGACAUGUCAGCACUGCUCACCUCUUCAUGUUGGUUCCCUGCUGAGAGCUCACAUCUUCUGGAUAUUAAAGAAUAAAAGAGAACGCAGAGUCUCUACAACACCAGUAAGGCAGGAUAAUCUCUGAAUCACUGGCUUGCUAUGGGCACUGUACUGUCACUUUCCCCUGGCUCUCGCAAAUCAGGGUACUAUGACAACCGGCCAGGCUUGCUUAGUCACUACCCGAGCCUCAGCAGCCGCUCUCUCAACAGCCAGAAAGACCGCAGGCUAAAGAGGGGCCAGUCCAUCUUCCUCCCGGCGCUCACUUGGAAGCGACUUGUGGCCUCCACGAAGAAGAAGGGCAACUCUAAGAAAAGCACUGAUGGUCAAGUUGCCCUCAGGGACCCCCUGAACAACAACAACAACGUCUACCAAAAGGACCCCGUGCUGCACCUCAACUGUGAGAAUGUGAAGAAGUCGCUGUCAUGUGCCAACCUGUCCAACUACGAGGGCCCAGCAGGACUGGGUCUGGGACUCAGCUAUGGGCUGGGGAUGGGUCAGGGGCAUGGAUUUAGCUACAGCAAAUCCCAGCAGCUUUCCUCUGUGAAAAAAGGCCCCCAGGGCCUGGUGACAUCAUCGCCUAAGCGUGUUAUUGUCCAGGCCUCCACCAGUGAGCUCCUGCGCUGUUUGGGGGAGUUCCUGUGUUGUCGCUGCUACCGCCUGAAGCACCUGUCUCCGGCUGACCCAGUGCUCUGGCUGCGGGCUGUGGACCGCUCUCUGCUGCUGCAGGGCUGGCAGGAUCAGGCUUUCGUCACACCAGCCAACGUGGUCUUCGUCUAUAUGCUGUGCCGAGAUGUAGUGAAUGGCGAGCUGGUGGCAUCAGAGCAUGAACUGCAGGCUAUCCUGCUCACCUGCCUCUACCUGUCCUACUCCUAUAUGGGCAACGAGAUCUCGUACCCACUCAAGCCCUUCCUGGUGGAGGCAGGUAAGGAGGCCUUCUGGGACCGGUGCCUCACCAUCAUCGACGCCACAAGCUCAAAGAUGUUGCGCAUCAAUGCAGACCCGCACUUUUUCACCCAAGUAUUUGCUGAACUCAAGAGUGAAGGUGGCUGUGGCCCUCAGGACUAUAGUCGGGUUCUGGAUCGGUGAGAGGAGGUUUGAGCACCCGUCCUUACUGAUUGUAAGCCUUUUGCUACACUCAUGCACACAGACACACGUUUGUCUCCUACAGAUUGCUCUCUAGUCAUUCUGCUCUCCUGCAGGAGCAAUGAAGGACUUCUUCAGAAUAGACUUAUUUAUUCACCCCCCACCCCCCAUGUGCUUGUUGCCUCUCCAUCCACAGACAGGAAUCAGGAAUGAAAACAUUUUGCCCCAAAGAGAUUUUCUCUGAUAAUUGGCACAUAAACACAGGCUUACAUUUGCUUAUUUUGACUGGAAUAUCCAACUGAGUUUAUAAGGAGGAACCAUUUGGUCCACCUGUCCCAUCUGACUCUGUGUGCCUGGUCCCCGUUAUCCCAGCUGCCCCUCUGGAUGAGCACAGCUGGACAUCCCAGCAUCCUCUCUUACCUACCUGAAUGUCAGUCAGUGUGUACCAUGCAGGAAAACACCCUCAUUCAUGACACCAUCAAGGAUUUUUCUCUGGUCAUUUUGUAAACAUGGAUUCAACUAACAGUUUAAUCAGGAGUAAAAUACUCCACUGAGGCCAAGUCAUUUUCCUGGAUAAUACAAGGAGACAUCUUGAUGUCCACUGCUGGCUAAGACCCAAGUGCCAGCAGUGACAGCUGACUCAGACUGAUGGGAACAGCUGAGAGGUCCAUGUUAGGUCCUGUGCUGUGUAAUCAGCAAAGCAAAAUGAGCAGACAGUGUCUUGUGGAGCCUUUUGAGGGUCCUCUGGUCUGCAGGCACAGUUGCUGUUUUUACCAGUAUUCACUCAAACCUACCAGUAGACCGAAGUCCCUGCUGUGUUUUAACGCACAGGGCCGUGUUGGCCGGGGAGGUGAGGGGUUGUAGAGGGAGUGUUGCAGGUGUGUGCAAUACGACCACAUUGUGAUGAGUCGGCAUGACUGGCUUCAUUCAUGUUUUCAGCCCAGGAGUUUCCAUUGAAUUUUUGUUAGCCAGGCUGCUAACGUAGCCGACUCUACCUUAGCACCAAUUCUACCGACCGGUGUGUCGGCAUUAAUAGAUUAAAAAAAAAAAAAAAAACUUUUCUCAUUUGAUACCAACGAAAAUGCAUGGAGUGUCAUUAUGGUGCAUUAAUUGUGGCCCAGAUUCGGCAGUGAAUAGCCUCUGCCCCUUCUUGUCCACUCGGCAGCCCUGCAAAGCUCCAGUGACUAAUCCAGACCAGACUGGACCAGGCUGGACUUUAAACACACACACAUUUAAAUACCUCAUUGUGUGCGUGUUAAUCUCCUCAGGGCAUGAUUAAAACACAAGUGGCUGAGAGCGACCCAGGUAGGAAUAACACAUGGAUGCUAUCGUGGCUGAACGGGUUUAUUGUUGCCAAGAGGCUUUUGGUUAUCUCCAUCUAGUCCUAACCUCAUCUUGCAUCUCGUUAUUCAAUAUUCCCUUGAAUGAAUAAUUGGCAUUUGUGCUUCAGUGGCUUUAAUUUCUAUUUCCCAUGGGGUUUAUUGUGCAGAGGUGGGUCACAGAUGAGUCCAUUGUUAUAUCUUGAGUAUAUGGAUAUUUUUGACAGCAGAUCAGAUUAAAUACAUUUAUAUUACUAACAUCUAAUACUUUAGUUUCCUGCUGCAAGUUUACAGUUCAACUUCCAGUGCCGACUGCUCAGAAAAUGCUUCCAGUAGUAGAAAGUAGAAAUGGGAGAAAAGCAAAGAUUCAUAGAUUUUAUCUUGGACUGCUGCAUUAGAGCUUGGCUUUCCUUUUUUUUUUUUUUUUACAUUAAAACAAACAGAUGGUGAGCUCUGCCUCCAGUACAGGACAGUUUUCAGGCUUUUUGGCUUGUGUCACCUUAAAAUGAAAGAGUUAAUGGUUGCAUGUGUUUUCCAGGUACUAGUUUAACUGAAUAGUAAUUUAUUAUUUGUUUGAUUUGGAUACUUUUUAAAGUCACAUUUAACUCCUUUUGCAGACCCCGGCCCUUAGGUUGGAAGCAGCUGCUGUUGCAUGUUGCUGGUUUAGGAAGCUGCUCUGAGUCUAAAACACAAAUGCCUGACUUCUACUGUACCACCAUGCAUUGCUCACAAUAGCGUGUGGUACAGCCUUAAUCUUAUUGAGUUCGGGCAUCUGGAGGUUGCUCCCUCCUCCGUGUGGCAGUCUCCUGCACACUUUGCUGUAAUGCUACAGUAUAAACUCGCAUCAUAUGAUACACAUGCAUCCCAUCUGACCUUUACCCACGUGUGCAAACAAAAACUGUGGUGGAUGUACUCUCUUCAGGUAAUCCAGUCUUAAUCCGCCCACCCAAUCAAAUAGAGAGAGGGGCUGCAGGGUGAGAACAUGAGGAAAAAGUAUAAACAGUUCAGAAUCCGAUGAGAUUUGGCAUCAUACUUCUCGUGAGGUUUUGACCCUUGGCUCAAAUCCUGCUGCCACAAACUGGAGGCUGAGAGUGUGGCCCUCAGCGGGGCUUACAGGAGUAAAGCCUGCCUGAAUUCACACCAACCACUGAGGAAUGAGGGCAGUGACUCACGCUCAGAGUCAAGUAGUGAAAAACCCUUUCUGUCUUUUUAUCUUGAGCCUUGACUGUCAGCAGUUUCAGGCUCAUUGUUGCCGUCAGUGCAGCUCUCUCUGGCUUGGCCCCAGCUUCGACAAGGACACUUGUGUCUUGACUCAACCGCCUCCCUCCCCUUCCCCCCUCCAACCCCAGUUCCACACACACACUCAGCUGUUGUUCCUGGCCUGUUUCAUUAGAUUUGACACCCAGUGCCCGCCAGCUAUUGUCAGCACAAGGAAGGGCAGAAUGGGACUAUUUGUUGUGAGUCGGUUGUGUAUGUGUGUGAAUGUGGGUCAAAGUUAAAGGCAGUAUCUGCUUCCACCAUCCAUCACCUGUAGACCUGGAUGUUAUUAAAUCAGAAGAUGCAACACAGCAUGUCCAAGUGAUGCUGAUGUUAACUCAACGUCUUGAUGUCAGUAACAAAUAAGAAAUAAUCUGCUGCAGGUUUCCUUUGCCUUUAAUGAAAAACAACCUUUUUCUCAUACAGUCUCAUCAGUACCAUUUGUCAAAUGUGUCGUAAUUUGGUCUUGAUCAAAAUGGCAGCUGUCCUGUUUCAGUACCUCUGUCCAAGCGGCUCGUAUCUCACCUGGAGCUCUAACUCUGUCCAUCCAAUCAAAACCUUCAGCGUGACUCCUGUGCUCUCACACCUGACUGACACAUGAGGUCUGUGGCAUCUCUGUGGAUAAUUUAUGACUCUUGAUACAUAUAGAAACAUGACAAUAAGUUUAAACUGAACCUUAUUCUGUGGAUGUGCCCUCCAUCUGGGACUUUGACAACUGCUUUAGAGAAUAUUUCCGAUGGGCCUUGGACUGGCUCUGGUUUGGAGACCUUUGGGUUUGUGUGAACAGUGUGAUAAAAGUUCGUAAGGAUAAAUGUGGUGUUAUUCUGUUACUGUCAACAAGUCCCUAUUUGUGUUUAUUAAAGACAACAAUAUUUAGAUGUGUAUCAUGAAUGUAAACUUUUAAAAAGGGGGAAACACUUUCUUGAAAAACAAAAAAGCAAACAAACGGGAGUAAAAAGUUCAUUUGUUGGGGACUAUUUUCAGCUGUGGAUGAAUACGCAUUUGGUGUCUUGAGUAUAUACAGCAGUAGGAUGGUGUAUUUGAGACUGACAAAAAAAAAAAACUACAGUGCCCACAUUUAUUGUAAUAAUGUGAUGCAGUACAGUGGUGUGGCUCCGUGAUUCUGGGCAGAAGAUAAGGGUUAGGAGAUAAAUUAACUGUUAUUGUUUUCAUGGGAUUUGUUGACAAUAAGAGAAAUAUAAAAUACAUCACCAGGCUUAUCCUUUAAGCCACCACAGCUCUAUGAGUUGUGUUAUUUCAGUAUGUUGCUGCUGCAGGUUGUGAAAUUUCACCAUAGACUGAUGAUGUAAAUAUGUGGGUGUGCAAUAAAAAGAGCUGUUAAGAAUGAAAAAAUUAAUAAAAAGAAAUAGACUUGCUGUGUAGUAGCAUGCCAGAUAGUUUAGAAAUGUUUUUUUUUUUUUUACCUCUACUUUUGUUAGAUUUUUAUAUGUGACGCUUUAAAUAAAUGAUUGUUUCUUUGGUAACUUAGAUAUUCCUUCACAGGAAACAUGACGUCAACAGUAUUAAAGUCUUUUAGGUCUGUUCAUGUUUAGAAACAGAAAAAAAGCUCUCACUGUCUCAAGCUCGGUCCUGAAAUAGCAAAGCAUGUGAAUUCAUGUGAACAGAACUAUAACAUCUUUUAUUUUAGACUCAGCCUGACCGUCUCACGUCUGACUUUAUCUGUCACUGUGCUAAGUUAAAUGUGGCCAUUUGGAUGUUUUUAAACCUGAGCUCAGCCUGUUUUGUAGCUACAAAGAGAACACCAUUUACUGCAACAAGAACUUCACUGCCCCUUAGAUUCACAGUGCACGUAUACAGUAAGACCGUCAGUAGCCUUUCUCAUCAAUGCACCAGCUGGUGAGACAAAGACGGUCUUUGUACAUGUAGCAUGCAUUGCAGGCAGUUCCAGCUUAGACGCAAAAAGAAAAGCAUUUCCGUUUCCUUAAGAAAUUUCACAAACUUCACACUCAUCACAACGCCUCACCUGCGUUGUGUCAUCACUGGACAGAUGUUAAUACAGAGGUAAACCUCUUCCUGCAUCACUGUAACCAUUGAGCCAAAAUGAAGAGAGUGACUUUUGUAAAGUCACCAAAGAGUGUGUGUAGUUCUAAAAGUAAAAUACUGUUGAUGGGAAAAACUUGAAGAAAAAUAAAUGUGACUUUCAUUUUUUCAUGUUUUCUUUCCUUUUUCAUGAUGAUGUUUACUACACUAUGUUGAUUAUUUAAUAAAGUAUUGAGCCGAAA
This is a messenger RNA of Monopterus albus (swamp eel), 6567 nucleotides long. RefSeq names its product cyclin-dependent kinase 5 activator 1. Gene Ontology annotation, biological process: axon guidance; brain development. NCBI's taxonomy places the organism in Eukaryota, Metazoa, Chordata, Actinopteri, Synbranchiformes, Synbranchidae. Gene Ontology annotation, molecular function: protein kinase binding; cyclin-dependent protein serine/threonine kinase activator activity. The transcript has 2 exons. The record is from RefSeq and is a predicted model, not a curated record. The coding region runs from base 765 to 1751 and encodes 328 amino acids. Gene Ontology annotation, cellular component: protein kinase 5 complex; cytoplasm; growth cone.